AUUUUAAUGCUUAUUGUUGGUACACGUGGUGAUGUUCAACCAUUUAUUGCACUUGCUAAAGCACUUCUUUCACAUGGUCAUCGAGUUCGUCUUGCAACACAUGAAGUUUUUCGAACAUUUGUUCGUGAAAAUGGUAUUGAAUUUUAUCCAUUAGCUGGUAAUCCAGCUGAUCUUAUGUCAUUUAUGGUUAAAAAUGCUGGUAUUGUACCAUCAGUUAGUAGUAUUGUAGCUGGUGAUAUUGCUAAAAGUCGUCGUGUUAUUGCUGAUAUUCUUGCAUCAACAUGGAAAGCAUGUAUAGAAGAUGAUGAUGAAACAGGUGUAUCAUUUAUUGCUGAAGCAAUUAUUGCGAAUCCACCAUCAUAUGGUCAUAUUCAUUGUGCACAAAAAUUACAAAUACCUUUACAUAUGAUAUUUACAAUGCCAUGGUCACCAACAGUUCAAUUUCCACAUCCUUUAUGUAAAAUAGAUUAUAAUCGAGCAUCUAUUGAAAAAAUCAAUUUCUUAUCGUAUCAUUUAGUUGAAGUCUUUACAUGGUCUGGUAUACGUAGUAUAAUUAAUGAAUUUCGUAAGGAUACUCUUGGUUUAUCAACGUUACAUAUUCGUCAAGCUGUUCGUUUAAUGUUAGAUGAACAUGUUCCACAUACAUAUUGUUGGUCACCUUCUCUUGUUCCUAAACCAGAUGAUUGGCCUGAACAUGUUGAUAUAUCUGGAUUUUUCUUUCUUGAUCUUGCAACAAAUUAUAAACCACCAGAAGAUCUCAUGCAGUUUCUUAAAUCAGGUGAUCCACCAAUUUAUAUUGGUUUUGGUUCAAUUACUGGUCAUGAUUCUGAACGAAUCUUACAAGUUGUACUUGAAGCUUUAAGAAUUACUGGAUAUCGAGCUUUAUUUUCUGGCUUUGAUGUAGAUGUUGAUAGUCUACCUGAUAAUAUUUUAAAAAUUGGCAAUUGUCCACAUGAUUGGCUUUUUCAACAUGUGACAGCUGUAUGUCAUCAUGGUGGUGCAGGUACAACUGCAGCUGGUCUUCGUGCUGGAAAACCUACUAUUAUAGUACCAUUUUUUGGUGAUCAAUUCUUUUGGGGAUCAGUAAUUAGUAAAAGUG
Molecule: messenger RNA, 1099 nt
Organism: Rotaria sordida
Lineage: Eukaryota; Metazoa; Rotifera; Eurotatoria; Philodinida; Philodinidae
Source: the annotation of a GenBank genome assembly